Suncus etruscus (white-toothed pygmy shrew) is the source of this 891-nucleotide messenger RNA. It is a transcript of the gene MS4A1, whose product is annotated as membrane spanning 4-domains A1. Gene Ontology annotation, biological process: cell surface receptor signaling pathway. The transcript is spliced from 6 exons. Gene Ontology annotation, cellular component: external side of plasma membrane; plasma membrane. The coding region runs from base 1 to 891 and encodes 296 amino acids. NCBI's taxonomy places the organism in Eukaryota, Metazoa, Chordata, Mammalia, Eulipotyphla, Soricidae. The record is from RefSeq and is a predicted model, not a curated record.
AUGACAACACCCAGAAGUUCUAUGAGUGUACCUUUCCCAGCAGAGUCUAUAAAAGGCCCUAUUGCCAUGCACCCCUUUCAAAGAACCAUUCCCAGGAAGAUGUCUCCAGUGAUAAAUCCCAAACAGAACUUCUUCAUGAAGGAAUCGAAGGCUUUGGGAGCUGUGCAGAUAAUGAAUGGAUUUUUCCACAUUGCCCUUGGUGGCCUCCUGGUGAUCCAAUUAAAGGUGCAUGCACCCAUUUGUAUAACUCUUUGGUAUCCUUUCUGGGGAGGCAUUAUGCACAUCAUCUCUGGAUCAUUGCUAGCAGCAGCAGCAGAGACAAACUCCAGGAAAAGUCUGGUCAAAGGGAAAAUUGUGAUGAACUCAUUAAGUCUCUUUGCUGCAAUUUCUGGAAUAAUUCUUUUGAUCAUGGACAUAUUUAAUAUUACAGUUUCCCACUUUUUUAAAAUGGAGAGUCUAAAUCUUAUUAUUAAAGCUCCUGUAUCAUAUAUCAAUAUACAUAGAUGUGAAGCAUCUCACCCUUCUGAAACGAAUGAGCUAUCAAGCCAGUAUUGUCACAGCAUAAGAUUUACAUUUUUGGGCAUUUUUGCAGUGAUGCUGACAUUUGCCAUCCUCCAGAAAUUUGUGACAGCUGGUACAGUUGAGCAUGAAUGGAAAAGGCUAUGUUCUAGAUCCAAAGCUAAUGUAGUUCUCCUCUCAGCUGCAGAAAGAAAAGAACAGGAAAUGGAGAAAAAAGAAGGCAUUGAGUUGAUGCAAAUGACUUCCCAACCCAAAAAUGAAGAAGACAUUGAAAUUAUUCCAGUCCAAGAGGUAGAAGAAACAGAAAUAAACUUUCCAGAACCUCCCCAAGACCAGGAAUCCUCACCAGUAGAAAACGAUCUCUUAAAUUAA